AUGAGAUCCAAGCCCAGCCAUGGAUCCGUCACCAAGCCGGAUUCCGGUUCGGUUCUUUCUCAACUAAGGCAAUCAAACCCUUCCGGCUUCCCGUGGUCUGAUGCGUCGCCGUCGGCGGCAAAGCCCAAAGAUGACAGCUCCACGAGCAAGGGCGUGACACCAGCAUAUGGCGCUCCCGUCUCUGAAGAGCUUGAUGACGUUCCACCAGAUGUCAACAUCAACAUUUUCCACGGCAACCGUGCUGCUAGUAUGAUAGGAAAGAAGGAUGAAAAGCAGAUGGAUCAACUGUUUGGCGCUCGAAAGAAGCUCAAGCCGGUUGGUCUUCCUGAGUUUGUUGUUCACUCCAAGCCAGCGGCGAAGGCGCCGGAGAAGAGUCCACCAGCCGUCAAAGCCGCCCCAGAGCCCACGCUGGCUGCACCUCAGGACGGUAAACCGAGUACAGAAACACCUGCAACGGCGGCUCCUGUUAGUUCGGAAAGCGAGCCAGUCCUCAAAGCCUCUGCAAUCGAAACGCAAAAAGAAGAGCCGCCAGUCGAGGACGUGCUUGGUGCAGCGGUCGACCAGUCCUCAUCCCCAGCCCCAACACCAGCAUAUGUUCUUAGAGAAUCCAAAGUUCCCGCCACCCGGAUUAGCAGACUUUGGAACUAUGGCGGUCUGGCUGCUGGCAUGAUGGGAGGCGCCAUCACGGAGAGCAUCGGCAGGGCCUUUGGCGGCAAGGGCGAGGGCUCGGUAUUGCUUAGCGCCGGCAAUAUGGAGAGACUGGUGUCCAAGCUGUCCAGAAUGAGAGGCGCUGCGCUUAAAAUGGGUCAGAUGAUGAGCUUCCAGGACUCCAAGAUGCUUCCGGGACCAAUCCAGGAGGUGCUACAAAGAGUGCAAGACCGCGCUGACUACAUGCCUUCAUACCAGAGAGAUAAGGUCCUUGUAGCGAACUUGGGUGCUGAAUGGCGGGAACUCUUUGAGGAGUUUGAGGAGAAGCCAAUCGCUGCCGCGUCCAUCGGCCAGGUCCAUCGCGCUACGCUGAAGAAUGGUAGAAAAGUGGCAGUGAAGAUCCAAUUCCCCGGCGUUGCUGACUCCAUCAACUCGGACCUCGAUAAUCUCGGCAUUCUGCUGAAUGCCACCAAGCUUUUGCCCAAGGGCUUGUAUCUCAACAAGACCAUCGACAACGCACGACUCGAGCUUGGCUGGGAGUGCGACUAUGAGCGAGAAGCCCAGUGUCUCAUCAAGUACAAGGAGUUGCUCGCCGGGGAAGAGGGCACUUUCCUCGUGCCCGAUGUUCACCUGAAAGCUUCUGGAAAGAAUGUCCUGACGAUGGACUGGAUGGACGGCGUUGGAGUUACGAGGGUCACGUCGUUUACCCAGGACCAGCGUGAUUGGAUCGGCACUCAGAUCCUCCGCCUCUGCUUGAGGGAAAUCACCGAGUUCAAGUUCAUGCAAACCGACCCGAACUGGACAAACUUCCUCUACAACGCUAAGACGAACAAGCUCGAGCUGCUCGAUUUUGGCGCGUCGAGGGAGUAUCCAGAUGAGUUCGUCGUGCAGUAUGUUCAACUUCUUGCGGCGGCCUCAAGAUCUGACCACCAGGGCGUCAAGGAGCUCUCAGAGAGUCUUGGAUAUCUGACUGGCCAUGAAAGCAAGACGAUGGUGGAUGCUCACGUCAAGUCGGUGCUGACGCUCGCCGAGCCGUUUCUCGCCUCGGCGCCUGAGGUCUACGACUUUAAGGACCAAACCAUCACCGAGCGCGUUAAGGCCCUCAUCCCCGUCAUGCUGCGCGAGCGACUGGCGCCACCGCCCGAGGAGACAUAUAGCUUGCACCGCAAGUUGAGCGGUGCCUUCCUGCUUUGUGCCAGACUCGGUAGCAAGGUUCGAUGCCGAGAAAUGUUUGAGGAGAGCUUGAAGAAGAACGGUUACACCGUCUGA
This is a messenger RNA of Colletotrichum chrysophilum, 1917 nucleotides long. RefSeq lists its product as uncharacterized. Bases 1 to 1917 code for a protein of 638 amino acids. Gene Ontology annotation, biological process: ubiquinone biosynthetic process. NCBI's taxonomy places the organism in Eukaryota, Fungi, Ascomycota, Sordariomycetes, Glomerellales, Glomerellaceae. Gene Ontology annotation, cellular component: extrinsic component of mitochondrial inner membrane. The transcript is spliced from 2 exons. Gene Ontology annotation, molecular function: kinase activity. The record is from RefSeq and is a predicted model, not a curated record.